Helianthus annuus (common sunflower) is the source of this 1009-nucleotide messenger RNA. RefSeq names its product ethylene-responsive transcription factor ERF039. The transcript has a single exon. Gene Ontology annotation, molecular function: DNA-binding transcription factor activity; DNA binding. Gene Ontology annotation, biological process: regulation of DNA-templated transcription. Bases 164 to 823 code for a protein of 219 amino acids. The record is from RefSeq and is a predicted model, not a curated record. Lineage: Eukaryota; Viridiplantae; Streptophyta; Magnoliopsida; Asterales; Asteraceae.
GCCAAUCACUUUUCCUUAUUUAAACGAACAUCAUCAUUUUGUGCUUAAAUAAGAUUGAAAUCCACUCAUUUUCUUAUUAACUCUAUAUUCCACCAUUCAACAACAUUUUUUUUUGUUGCUUGCAUCCACAACUAUCAUAGAACAACAACACACAACACACACCAUGCAGAAUGCAGCUCAAGAAAUUCUAUUAUCAGCUUCCUCCACCACUAACAUCCCUAAAAAACACUCAAAAAAACCCCAUAAGCGAAACAAAUGCGAUGAGCCAAAAAACCGACAGGAAAAAGGACGCGACGAUGGUGUUGGUAGCGGCGAACAUCAUCCAACAUACCGUGGUGUACGAAUGAGGAGUUGGGGAAAAUGGGUGUCUGAAAUUCGCGAACCAAGAAAGAAAUCAAGGAUAUGGCUAGGAACAUUCUCAACCGCGGAGAUGGCAGCUCGAGCUCAUGAUGUGGCUGCAAUAGCAAUAAAAGGUCGUUCCGCUUUCCUCAAUUUCCCGGACAUGGUGCAUCUACUUCCACAGCCAACCUCCACAUCUCGUAAAGACAUUCAAGAAGCCGCGGCUAAGGCUGCAGCCUCAUGUGGCUGUGAUAAAGCCAAACCACCUAGCCAGGACACACUCUCGCACUCGAGUUCUUCAAACCCUAAUUUAUUAUCAUCAGAUAAUACUCAGGAACCAGUGGCAUCACAAUCUAUGGAAGAUGAUGAUGCUUUCUUUCACUUGCCAGAUCUUUGUUUAAUUAACUAUCCUUCAUUAUGGCAGCUAGUUGAAGAAGUUGACAGUGGCUUUUGGCUUGAAGCUGAAGAGCCGUUUCUUUGGUAAAUUUCAUCAAGAUGGUAAAAAUGAAUUGUGUAUUAUUGCCACCAAUUAUUAGAUAUUGGUACAACAUUGAUCAUAUAUCAAUAUAUAUGAGAUGGCCAACCACUAUAAGAAAACUAGUAUGUAUAACUGUAUAAGUGCACUAAAUUUCUUGACAAAUUGCAAUAAUUAUCUUCUAAACUUUUAAAA